GUAAAGUGACUCUCCUUCACCAGGAAUGAGGAAGCUGCUUUACAGACACUCCUGUUUUACACACGUCACUCAAACACAGAAGCAGGAAAUCAUUUCAGCUCCUCAGUUCAGGGAAACUGAAACUGAAUUAUUGUUGAGCUGUUGUGUGUUUGUGUCUCUAUUCAUGCAGUAAAAUGGCAGAAGCCAAGAUUUCUCAGGAUGAGUUCACGUGUCCAGUGUGUUUGGAUCUCCUGAAGGAUCCAGUGACUAUCCACUGUGGACACAGUUACUGUAAGAUCUGUAUUACAGGCUGCUGGGAUCAGGAGGAUGAGAAGAGAGUCUACAGCUGUCCUCAGUGCAGAAAGACCUUCAGUCCAAGACCUGAUUUAGCCAAAAACACCAUUCUGGCUGAAAUGGUGGAGAAACUGAAGAAGACUAUACUUCCUGCUGACUGUUACGCUGGAGUUGGAGACGUGGAGUGUGACGUCUGUACUGGAAGAAAAUGCAAAGCCGUCAAGUCCUGUCUGGUGUGUCAGGAAUCUUACUGUCAAACUCAUUUUGACCGUCAUGAGGAAUUUCACUUUCGUAAGCCACACAAAGUAAUUGAUGCCACUGAACGACUGCAGGACAUGAUCUGCCGUGAACAUGACAAAGAGCUAGACAUGUAUUGUAUUACUGAUCAACAAUGCAUUUGUGUGUGGUGUAAGGAGUGUGAACAUAAAAACCACAAUACUGUAUCAACAGAAGCGCAGAGGACAGAGAAACAGAAACAGCUGAAGGAGACACAGAUAAAGAUCCGUCAGAGAAUCCAGCAAAGACAGAAAGAUAUUCAGCAGCUGGUGGAGGCUGUGGAGUCUCAUAAGCGUUCUGCACAGACAGCGGUGGAGAACAGUGAGAGGAUCCUUACUGAUCUCAUCCGCUCCAUUGAGAGAAGCCGCUCUGAGAUCACACAGCGGAUCAGAGAUCAGGAAAAGACUGCAGUAAGAAGAGCUGAAGAACGACUGGAGCGACUGGAGCAGGAGAUCAAUGAUCUGAGGAAGAGAGACGCUGAGCUGGAGCAGCUUUCACAAGCACACAAUCACGUUCAUUUCCUGCAGAGUUUCCAGUCUCUCUCAGCACCUCCUGAAUCUACAGACGAACCCGAUGUUCCCUUCAGUUUUCUCUCCUCUUUUGAUGGAAUGAGAGAAUCUGUCCGUCAUCUGAUAGACAAACUGGAGGAUUUCAAAGAGGAGAUCAAGAAGAUCUCAGACGGAGUCACUUUCACCAACAUGAAUCUCAAGACCAGGAACGACUUCCUACAACAUUCCCAUCAGCUCACUCUGGAUCUGAACACAGUGAAUAAACUCAUACAUCUGUCUGAGAGGAACAGAGUGAUUUCUGACACUGGCACAGUGCAGCCGUAUCCUGAUCAUCCAGACAGAUUUGAUAGUUAUUCUCAAGUGUUGUGUAGAGAGAGUGUGCGUGGACGCUGUUACUGGGAGAUCGAGUGGACUGGGAGUCGUGUGUAUAUAGCAUUGUCAUAUAAGAGCAUCAGCAGGAAGGGACUGGGUAACGAGCGUUGGUUUGGAGGUAAUGAUCAGUCCUGGAGUUUGGACUGCUCUUCCUCCAGCUACACAUUCAGACACAAUAACAGACGCACUGAUAUCCGUGCAGUGUCUUUCAGCAGAAGAAUAGGAGUGUAUGUGGAUCACAGUGCAGGAACUCUGUCCUUCUACAGCGUCUCUGACACAAUGAGCCUCGUCCACACAGUCCAGACCACAUUCACUCAGCCGCUCUAUCCUGGGUUUGCUGUUGGUUCUAGAUCAUCGGUGAAACUGUGUUGAUUUUUCAGAAUAGAUUGCAGAGAGAUUUUACACAUAAUAUUUUGAGAGAUACAGAGACUCUUAUUUUAAUUCAGUUAAUGCAAAGUGUGAAGUGUCAGUGGUAAAACUGACUCAAAAUGUUGCACUGAAUGUUGAUCCAACAUGGAUGGAAACAAUACAAGAGGGAGAGAAGGAAGAGUAUGUCUAUAAAGAGGAAGAGGAGGACGAGAAGGAGCAAGGUGUGGAGAGUGUUGUCAAGGCAAAGGGUUUUUCCCUUUGCCUGCAGAGAUGACAUUGUCUGUGAUGUGGACAAAAUCCUUCGGCUGGACCAACAUGAAGACAUGAUGCUAGCAGAAUCAAUCUCUCACUGACCUUGAUUUAGAGUUUUUUUUACUGUAACUUUUUAGGCUUUUGCAGUUGGGUCAUUGUAUGUUCUCAGUAUGCAAGUGCUGAAUAUACAGACAUUCAAUACUAGGGCUAUACAAUAUUCAGUACAAUACAAUACUUACAAGUUAAGUUGUCAUUACUAUACUUUUUUUUUACGUAAUUGCACAAUUAGUUUACUUUGUUGUAAUACAUCUUUUCCCUUUUUUCUGUAUCUGCAUGCUUUGGAUUCUGUGUUCUCCAUUUUUUUUUUCAGUGUCUAAUGAAUGAUAUAGUGUUCAUAAUUUUGACUUGCUGGGUGUAUGAUCUGAAAGCAUUGUUUGAUUUUGAGCAAUGGUAAAAUGGUUUUGAGGCAAUUUUACCAGAAGAGUGAGCCCAUUCUCAUCCCAAGACGUCAUCUAACUGACACUUUUGACCAGACGUCAACAUCUGACGUUUUAGGGUACCCUUUAACGUCAGUUAGAUGACACUAUCUAAUCCUAACUCAGACCUAACCCCAGACCUAAACCUGCCCGCGUCAUCUAACUGAUGCUAAAGGUAAAGCGUUAGUUAGAUGAUGCACUAGUAAAGGGUACCCUAAAACAUCGGAUGUUGAC
Pimephales promelas (fathead minnow) is the source of this 2761-nucleotide messenger RNA. Its product is annotated as stonustoxin subunit alpha. The record is from RefSeq and is a predicted model, not a curated record. Gene Ontology annotation, molecular function: zinc ion binding; protein binding. Lineage: Eukaryota; Metazoa; Chordata; Actinopteri; Cypriniformes; Leuciscidae.